Thamnophis sirtalis is the source of this 432-nucleotide messenger RNA. The record is from RefSeq and is a predicted model, not a curated record. Lineage: Eukaryota; Metazoa; Chordata; Lepidosauria; Squamata; Natricidae.
UUUGCAGGUGAGAUCGAUCGGUGUCUCAAAAAGGUAUCGGAAGGUGUGGAGCAGUUUGAAGAUAUCUGGCAGAAGCUCCAUAAUGCAGCAAAUGCCAAUCAGAAGGAGAAAUAUGAAGCCGAUCUGAAAAAGGAGAUUAAGAAGCUCCAGAGAUUGAGGGACCAGAUCAAGACAUGGGUUGCAUCCAAUGAGAUUAAAGACAAAAGGCAGCUAAUAGACAACCGGAAACUCAUUGAGACGCAAAUGGAGCGGUUCAAGGUAGUGGAACGUGAGACCAAGACAAAAGCCUACUCCAAAGAGGGGCUAGGCCUGGCCCAGAAAGUGGACCCAGCUCAGAAGGAGAAAGAGGAAGUUGGGCAGUGGCUGACGAAUACAAUAGACACCUUGAACAUGCAGGUGGAUCANUAUUCUGAAGAACUUAGGUUUGACUAA